Molecule: messenger RNA, 1276 nt
Organism: Scleropages formosus (Asian bonytongue)
Lineage: Eukaryota; Metazoa; Chordata; Actinopteri; Osteoglossiformes; Osteoglossidae
Gene: grem1b
Product: gremlin 1b
Exons: 2
Coding region: 16-573 (185 amino acids)
Biological process (GO): animal organ morphogenesis
Molecular function (GO): receptor ligand activity; BMP binding
Source: RefSeq, a predicted model, not a curated record
CAGAGCUCUGACAGAAUGAGCGGAGCCGCGCGCGCACUCGGCGCCUCGCUUUUCGUGCUCGCGCUGCUGCUGCUGCUGCUGCCGCCGCCGUGCUCCCCGGUGGGCGGCAAGAGGACGCGGGGCUCCCAGGGCGCCAUCCCGCACCCGGACAAGAGCAACCCGAACGAGUCGGAACCGCAGUCGGGAUCGGAUUCCCGCGGUCGCGGGAGAGCGCCCGCCGUGCCCGCGGAGGAGGUGCUCGAGUCCAGCCAGGAGGCGCUGCACGUGACCGAACGCCGCUACCUGAAGCGCGACUGGUGCAAGACGCAGCCCCUGAAGCAGACGAUCCACGAGGAGGGCUGCGCGAGCCGCACCAUCAUCAACCGCUUCUGCUACGGACAGUGCAACUCCUUCUACAUCCCGCGGCACGUCCGCAGAGAGGAGGGCGCCUUCCAGUCGUGCUCCUUCUGCAAGCCCAGGAGGUUCACCACCAUGACGUUCACGCUGAACUGCCCCGAGCAGCAGCCGCCCACCAAGAAGAAGCGCGUGCAGCGCGUGAAGCAGUGCCGCUGCAUCUCCAUUGAUCUGGACUAGAGGGGCGGGCUGCGCUCUCGGCGGUCCGCUCCCAGCGGCGAAGGGAGCGGCUCACCGCGCGGCCUGUCCGGGGUAGGGGGGGUUCACGUCCACGUCCACUUCCACUUCCACGUCCCCUGAGGAGCAGUCAGAACACAAUCAAUCAAUGCGAGGAGGUUAUUACACCACCCAGGUAGUUAUGCACGCAGCCUGUGUUGAAUGAAUUCCACAUACACAAACACACUCACAACAAGCACGUUUUCUUCUUUUAUUUCCGCGGAAAGCUCAUCACUGAACUCAUUAACUGCGAAACCGUCCACCUUGUGACAGCGGAAGCGCGCGAUUCACACGCUUAAAACGGGUUUGACACGCAGCCACGUGCACGGUGCAGCGCGCAGAGCUGCUGACAGGAGGAGCUGGAGGAGCCGGAGGAGAUGAGCUGCUGCUCACCGUUCCGAUCAACAUCUGUGUGAACAGCAACAGCUGUACUGUGAACAAUUUGGAGAGGAUGUGCUUUUUAUCAUUACCCCCCCCCCCUGCGAUAAAUUGCCUUCUGUUUUGGGUGUAAAUACAGACUGAGGACUUGAUAGUUUCCACUGUGUGGAAUGAGAGCAGAGCAAUGAUAAUAUUUAAUGUAAUUAUAAAAAAGUUUGUAUCAAUAUAAUGAAUGUUACAUGGACUUGGGCGAACCUCCUCUGGCCUGUUAUCUUACAGGUCUCUUCAU